AUGACGGCAGUGUACCUAGUGCUCCGCUGCGCUGUGUAUUUGGUCAACGCCAGCAAGAGCAGGGUGGCACUGAGAUUUCUGGCAAAAGCAGAAGAGACAACAAGGAAAGAGGCAGGAGAGCCUUGCACGGUUCAGGACGAUGAUCAGCCUGAAGCAGCAGCUGGUGCUGCUGGGGUCGAGCGAGAGGGAGAAGUUCUUGUCAAAGAUGAGUUGUUGGAGCGUGCUCGGCAGUAUGUCGCAGAACUGGCGAACCUUCUAAGUGGAAACGAGUGGGUGUUUCUGCAGCUGGAUCGUGACAUGAGAGCCAGGCUCGUUGCAGAGUUUUUAUGUCUAUCUUUGGUAGAGGUCUCCGCUUUGCUCUCGCUGUUGGGAAGAGAUGAGAGGGCCGGCAUAGAAGAAACAAUACCUUCAAUAUCCACCGCAAUAGGGCCCGUCUACAUUAGCCUUUGCGGGUCAGGCCUUACCCAAUCACGGCGCCGGCAUCUGAAAUUUCUUCUCUCGCUCCUCGGCAGCCUCCCAAAUGUUGAGCCGGCUGCAUCGACACUCUCCAUGACGCAGCGGCUGCUAAAACUCAAGCAGUUGCUGGAACUGCAAGAUAUGGCCUUGACGCAGCUCAAAUACGGGAUCUCCGCCCUGACAAAAGCUGUUGAAAGCUCUACAGAAGCAGGUGAUGACCCCACAGCCGCUGCUUCAGCUGCCAAAGGUGCCGCUGCAGCUACGGCAGGGGCUACUGCAACUCCCGACUUACCUGAAGCUCCCGCAGAGUGUUUACUUGAUGCUGUUGUGAGGGCUAUCGAGUUAACCGUGCACAGACGUAAGAAACAAUUCUUUGUGGAUCCGAUCUUGAGCGCCUGGAUGCGGGAGGUGCAUCACCAAAAGCCUCACUACGGCUUAAUGAGCACCAGGCGUCUCUCAUGGUUAACACAGAGACCCCUGAAAACCCAUAGCGAACUCCUAGAAGCCCUACGCGCAACUCCUCUAGGUUCGGGAAAUGUAUCCCUGCAGCAGACACUCACAGAGGAAGUCGACGCACAGCAGGAAGCAGCCACCUCCUCUGCCCAGCAGGAACUUUCCCAAAGCGAUAGGCUCAGAGUAAGCAGUCGCCUUUACAGAUUCCCGGAUACGGCAAUUCAGUGCUUCGCCAUGGAGCGGCAAGUUUACCUCGACAUGUAUCGUCGCCUGCUGCACCGGGGCGUCUCCAAGUCUAUGCAAUGUCGAACUGCCGGACAAGAAGGUUCUCCGGAGGUCGACACUUGGCCGUUUACCUCGAGAGUAUGGGGACCGCUUGGGACAGCUCCCCCAGUGAUCGGUGCGGGUGCCUUUCCCACUGAAGGACCAGAGGAGCCAAGCCACCCAGAGGCUACUUCAGGAGAUACGCAACUUGCAGAACGCCUGGAGAGGGCACCCGACAAACAACCAGGCGAAGCAGCACCCUCUUGGCAUCCACCAGGCAGCAGCGACUCCGGCAGCUGA
Messenger RNA from Eimeria mitis, 1473 nucleotides. RefSeq lists its product as uncharacterized. The transcript has 4 exons. The record is from RefSeq and is a predicted model, not a curated record. NCBI's taxonomy places the organism in Eukaryota, Apicomplexa, Conoidasida, Eucoccidiorida, Eimeriidae. The coding region runs from base 1 to 1473 and encodes 490 amino acids.